Solea solea (common sole) is the source of this 5486-nucleotide messenger RNA. RefSeq names its product un-named sa1614. NCBI's taxonomy places the organism in Eukaryota, Metazoa, Chordata, Actinopteri, Pleuronectiformes, Soleidae. Gene Ontology annotation, biological process: positive regulation of GTPase activity. The record is from RefSeq and is a predicted model, not a curated record. The coding region runs from base 732 to 3743 and encodes 1003 amino acids. Gene Ontology annotation, molecular function: GTPase activator activity; protein binding. Gene Ontology annotation, cellular component: cytoplasm. The transcript is spliced from 28 exons.
GGUUCUGUGUGUAUGUGUGCGUAUACUUGUGUGUGCUCAGUCAGCAGUGCGCGCCGCCGCAGCAGGAGGGCUCCGCCGCCGUGUGCCGUGAACGCGCCUGUCCAUGCGGUUUGAUUGAAGAAGAAGAAAAAGCAGGGGACAGGAAAAGACACAGCUGAUGGUGAGAAUAAAAAGAUAUGAAGCGAACAGUGAAGCGCAGAACAGAGACCGGGUCUAUCCUCUCAUCUGACGCCGGCGCCGGUGCUCCGGGCUCCGGUUCUCCGCUCGGCUCCUGUGCUCUUUGUGAGCUGGUUCACACACAGACCCGGGUUGAAUGAAGAUUAUCCACCGGAGAGAGACUCGUUAGUUUGGACACGUUAUUAUUUCACAUUGGAGCUUUAUUUUUCUAUAUUUUUCUUUUCUGUGGAGGCUCGUGCUGUUUUUUUCCUGCUGGAUUUUAUAAUCUUUUGUCUGGAGAAACUGGGAUCGAUGCUGCGGUGAAGUCACUGACACUGACCGCAUAUCCGCUCUUUAAUUACCGCUCAUAUCAGCCUCUAAAUGCUUUAAUCGUAUUGACGACACGAUGAUGGUGGGAUCUUUUACCCCCACAUAACGACACGGUGCAUUUAUAAACCAUUUUAAUAUAUAUUUUUAUAUAUCAUUAUUAUUAUAAUUGCCUCUGUGUCUCGCCCAGUUUCUUUUGUGUGGAUUUGGGUUAUUUCAGUCAGUCCCGGUCGGUCUGUCCUGGCACCAUGCCAGAGUGUGUGUCGGUGUCAGAGUUCGUGCAUGAGGUCCAGGAGGACUGGAGCUCGCCCACCACCUCAUCCUUCACCUCCAAGAUGAUGAGCUGCAGGAACACCGUCUCCCUGCUGGAGGAGGCUCUGGACAGUGAUCGGCUGGUGUUGCAGAAGAUGAAGAAAGCUGCUAAAGCCAAAUACACAUCAGGACAAGACCACGUGUCUCACCUGGAGCAGUACAUCAGUUCGAUGGAGAAGCUGUCGGUAAACUGUCACUCAAAUGGAGAGCCAGAGGUCGGCUCUGCUUUCUAUCGUUUUGCUGAUUUUUCUAAAGAGCUCGUCGCUCCCAUGAAGAAUCUGCUGAAGAGCAUGCUCUACAACAUCAACUUCUUCUUGGACUCUCUGGUUAAAGGAGACCUGAGGGAGGUGAAGGGGGAUCUGAAGAAGCCUUUUGAUCGAGCGUGGAGGGACUAUGAGAGCAGAUUUAAGCAGGUGGAAAAGGAGAAGAGGGAGUUGGCCCGUCAGUAUGGGAUGGUUAGGACCGAGGUGAGCGGAGGGGAGAUCGCAGAGGAGCUGGAGAAGGAGAGACGCUCCUUCCAGUUGAGCAUGUGUGAGUAUCUGAUUAAGGUGAAUGAGAUAAAGACAAAGAGAGGAGUUGACCUGCUGCAGAACCUCAUCAAACACUACCACAGCCACAACAAUUUCCUGCAGGAGUGUGUUUCCACCACUCAGAGGCUGAAGCAGUACAUGGAGGAGCUGCAAGGUGUCCUGACCACGGUAAAGCAGCGUCAUGAGGAGGAGAAGAGACAGCUGUGUGUUCUCAGAGAUCAGCUGAGACCAGUCGUCCACACUGAACAGGACUCUCUCCCUAAGCCAGUGUACAGUAUGCACCAGCUGCUGGGCGACAAACAGUAUGGAACAGAGAGAACAGGACUCCUUUAUAAGAAGAGUGACGGGUUGAGGAAAAUGUGGCAGAAAAGGAAGUGCACAGUCCACAACUGUUACCUGACCAUUGCACAUGCUACUCCUAACAAACCUCCCACCAGACUAAACCUGCUCACCUGCCAAGUCAAACCCAGUGUGGAGGACAAGAAAUGCUUCGAUCUUAUCUCUCAUAAUCGGACCUACCACUUCUUGGCUGAAGAUGAUGCUGAGUGUGUGGCCUGGAUCUCAGUGCUCAGUAACAGUAAGCAGGAGGCUCUGAGCAUGGCUCUGGAUGGAAGCCGGAGAGGGGGGCGAGUGGGGGAGAGCAGUGUGGAGGAUCUGACCCGGGCCAUCACUGAUGACGUCAGGAGGAUGCCAGGAAACAACGUCUGCUGUGACUGUGGAGCUCCAGAUCCUGGAUGGCUCUCGACCAACCUGGGUAUCCUGACCUGUAUCGAGUGUUCAGGUAUCCACCGAGAGAUGGGGGUCCAUGUCUCCAGGAUCAAGUCUUUAAGUCUGGACAGUCUGGGCACCUCAGACCUGUUGUUGGCCAGGAAUGUUGGUAACUGUGGUUUUAACGAUAUACUGGAGGCAAAUCUUCUGAGUCCGUCACUGAAGCCGUCCCAAGACAGUCACAUGGCAGAGCGGAAGGACUACAUCCUGUUGAAAUAUCAGAACGUUCAUUUUGCGAGGCGGAGCCACAGCUCUGCUGCAGCGCUGCGUGCCGGCCUGCAGGAGGCGACCAAGAACUGCAACAUCUACAGUCUGAUCCAGCUGUAUGCUCAGAGGACAGACCUGACCCAGCCACUGCACUCACACAUACAGGAGAAGGGGGAAAGUGCGCUCCAUCUUGCCGUCCUUUUGGCCGACAGAACUUCACUGCACAUCCUGGAAUUUCUGGCUCUAAACUGUGCCAAUGUUGACGUUCAGACGUCAUCAGGGAACACAGCGCUGCACUACAGCUGUCUGCACAACAAGGUCGACUGUGUGAAGCUGCUGCUGAGAGCCAGAGCCAACACACACAUCAAGAAUGAGUUGGGAGAGACCGCUCUCGACGUAAGCCGCAAGUUAAAGCACAACCACUGUGAGGUGCUGCUGCAGCAGGCCCAAUCCGACCAGUUUGACCAUCACGUUCAUGUGGAGUACGAGUGGCGGCUCCGUCACGACGAUCUCUACGAUAGUGAUGAAGAGUAUGAUGACAAGAAUGGCCCAGUGAAGAAGGAGCGCACCUUGUCCUCCUCUUCAUCUUCCUGCACCUCCUUCUCCUUUGCCACCCGUCCCUUCAGCUUCAGUCAGUCCAUGUCCAUCACUCCGCCCUCCUCUGGGGCAACAGGAGGAGCAGGUCUGCUCAGCGUGGGCAGGAGGCUCGCCAUGGCCAUGGACCUCCACAGUCGCACCUCUGGCUCUGUUCCAAGUCCACCUCCACCUCCUCCGUCUUCCCCUGCACCCCCGCUGCCACCCAGGGUCAAAGCUCCCAAUGUUCCUCCUCCUCCCCCUCCUGCUGGGGGGGAGGGGUUGGGUGGAGAGGAGGAGGAAGAAGGGGAGGUCUUCUUCCCCAUGACAGGAAACAGAAAGUCAACCCCUGCUCCUCCAAAUGUCAUCCAACACAAGAGGAGCUGCUCCGAGUCCAGCUCACAUGAUUACGGGUUGCCAACCAGCCCCAGGAUCUACAGUGGUCCAGACUCCUCCUUUAAGAAGUGUAUUCCAGGGUCUCCUCUCGGCUCACUGGCUGAACGGCCUCACAGAGGCUUUCGGAGGGCGGACAGCGACGGCAGCUCCUCCCACUUCCUGCAUCCUGCAAGCAAAGCUGCGCCCAAUGGAUCUCCCACCAAUCAUCGCUCACAGAGCUUUGAGAGUGACAACCGAGGCCCCACCCCCCAGCCGCUACCACGCAGAUCAGCGCCUCGAGGCUCGACAAGUUGGCGCGUUCAGGCGUUGUACGACUGCCAAGCCGACCACCACGAUGAGCUGAGCUUCAGCGAGGGACAGGUGCUGGUGGUGCUGGGACAGGAGGACAGCGAUUGGUGGCAUGGUUACAUCGAGGAUGAACCAGACCAGAGAGGUUUGUUCCCGUCUUCCUUCGUCCAGUUGCUCUCAGCCUGACAUAAAACUGGACCAGUGCAGGACAAAACCAGGCCCGGGACCAGCACUGAUAAAAACCACAGCAAUGUCAGGAAAACUGAACCAAACCAGAACCACACUGGAUCCUCGGUUAGCAGCAGAAGCCAAACCCAACAUCUUCAAUGGAACAGGUCAGCAAUCUGGUCCAGAGAAGCUCCAGCAUCUUGUGCGUCACAUGACCGCAGUCCAGCCACCGCUGUCAGCCGAGUUGUAGCGACUUAGUCUUUUACUAACACUGGAAAAGUUAGGACACGUGCUCCAGUUAAAAUACUUGACCAGACUGUGUGUGGCUUUGGUCAUGAGGUAACAUUACCAUGGGGAUGGCCUUGCACUGUCUGACCGGGCAUGAUUAAUAGGUGAAGUUGACUUUAUUUAUUUAAACUGAAAGCUAAUAUUUACUGAAGCACAGAGAUAAGAGCAGGAUACAACAAUCCACAACACUCAUCUGAACAUGUUCACUGUUAAUUUAACUAUUUAAAAGCUCAAAAAAACAAGAGUUCACACAGCUCCACAUGACUGCGUUUCUCAGUAUGGCGGCGUUUUGUUUUUCGCGUUGCCCUUCGACAUUCCUGCACUGCACACACAGUAUUUUACGUCACGACUGAUGGAGGCCGUAGCAACCUACUACAAAAGUGAUAUGUAUAUAAACAUACAUAUAUAUGUAUAUGUAUAAUGUACAACAUCCAUCAAACUGAAUCUGAUGUCCUGUACAGCAGAAGACCAAGAGCUCCCCGUCUCUCCACACUCUCACACGUACAGUACAUAGAGAGAGAGGUAAUUACCUGGAAUCCUCAGGACUCAGUAGCAAGUUGAUGCCACCAUUUCUGGCUUCUACUCUUUGAGUGGCAGGACCUGAUGAGUCCUUUAAUGGACCAGAUCUGAUGAGUGACACCAACAACCAAAGGAGUUAAAAAACAUAAAUGGCAAAAACAAACAGGUCUCCUCUAAAUUCAGGUCUUUGUUAAUGUGUGAUCAUGGAUUUGACCUGAACACUGAGUGUGAGACACAUCUGAUCCUUCCAGCUGCCUUUACUGUCCUGAGAUAACACAACACCUCAGUAAGUACCAUCAUGCAUUACUGCCAUUACUAGACAAAUGCAAGUACAGUUUCUUGUUAGAAGACGGGAGAGUCCCACCAGGACCUGUACAGGCCACACUCCUUCCUUCCACUGCCUUCUGUACGUCCGUGCAAUCUCUCAUUCAGCGUUUCUUUCAUAUGCUUUUUAAGCACAGAAAAACAACAGCGGCCAUGUUUUCAAAGAAGAAAACUGAAGCACAUUUAAUAAACGUCAUCCUCACUUCUUUCUUGACCUUAUCCAUUAAAACAUCCUCACCAUGCUGCGUUAAAAAAAACAACAACACAUCCCAUUGACUCGCUCUUCUAACUGUCAUUUUCUGCUAUGACAUGAACAUCUAGGGCUGAUGGGAAAUGUUGUUUGUUAAAUGCAAACCAAAAUCAUUGAUAUUAGAUAGUUUAUAUAAACCCUUGGUAUCGUCUGGAUUCUCACAUGGAUUCACUUCAUUUUUAUUGGUACAAUCUAAAUAAUCAUGACUCAACAAGAAACUUAAAACACGUUAGUGAUUCUUUAUCAUAAAAACACGGAGUAGCAAUAAACACCCAUUUUGCGUUACUAUUGUUAAGUUUGGUGAAAAUAUAAAACAUGAGAAAAUUACAUUGAAUUAAAUAAAUACCCCCCCCCCCCCAGUUUGAUGGUUCCAACUUACC